CCACACAGAGGAAUCCAAGGUCUGCUAGGAUGGCUCGCAUGUCUGUUUUCAGAUUCUCAGCUCUGGCUCUGCUGCUGCUGUCUGCCUGCUGUUGGGCCGACAAUGAGGCAGAGGAUGACUCAGCGGAGCUUUCUGUCUCUGAACUUCUGGAGAGAGCCAACAGUAAUCUGAUCCGUUCUGACAAUGAUCCCAUCCUGACUGGAGGAGACAUCGCCAUUGGCAGCGAGGACGAGAGAAACGCCGACCCCUGCACCAGCCAAGGCUGCAUGUGGGGCAAAUACACUGAUGGGAAGGUCUACGUUCCUUAUUACAUCACCAACCACUUCUCCGACCGGGAGAAGGCCAUCAUCACCCGUGGACUGGAGUCCUUCUCUUCCUUCUCCUGCAUCCGCUUCAGGCCAAGCAGAAGCAGCGACCGCGACUGGCUGAGCAUUGAGUCCCAGAAUGGCUGCUACUCCUUCGUUGGCCGUCGUGGUGGGAAGCAGGUGGUGUCUCUGGCCCGGAGUGGAUGCCUUUACCAUGGCACGGUGCAGCACGAGCUGCUCCACGCUCUGGGCUUCAACCAUGAACAGACCCGCUCUGACAGGGACAACCACAUCAAAGUCAUGCUGCAAAACGUUCAGUCUGGAAUGCAGCACAACUUCAAUAAGAUCGCCACCCUGAACCAGGGCACUCCCUACGAUUACAACUCUGUCAUGCAGUACCACAAGUACGCCUUCUCCAAGAACAACCAGCCCACCAUGGUCCCCAUCCCCAACCCCAACGUGUCCUUUGGCAAUGCCAAGGAGAUGAGUCGCAAUGACAAAGCCAGGCUCAACACUCUCUACAAGUGCUAAGAAGCGUUUUCAGAUGUGCUGACAGACGAUCAGAGGCUCCCUGACCAACAGAAGCUGCAGCCCUGAACUCAUCAGCACAACAGCCAAUGAUCAUUCUAUAAAGUUACUUCUACUGGAAUGAAA
Molecule: messenger RNA, 959 nt
Organism: Perca fluviatilis (European perch)
Lineage: Eukaryota; Metazoa; Chordata; Actinopteri; Perciformes; Percidae
Product: low choriolytic enzyme-like
Exons: 9
Coding region: 30-836 (268 amino acids)
Biological process (GO): proteolysis
Molecular function (GO): zinc ion binding; metalloendopeptidase activity
Source: RefSeq, a predicted model, not a curated record